Molecule: messenger RNA, 2648 nt
Organism: Pseudo-nitzschia multistriata
Lineage: Eukaryota; Bacillariophyta; Bacillariophyceae; Bacillariales; Bacillariaceae
Source: the annotation of a GenBank genome assembly
GAUGAAAGAUACUGAAAUGUGUGCAGAUCGUACUGAAUAACUGUAGUUCCGAUUGCAGUACCGUACGGUACAGUAAAAAGAAAUCGAAACUGCCGACAAUGGCAGUAGAUAUCAAACUUUACAGUGAGUUGUGACAAAAAUUGCCGUACUUCACUUCUCGAGAAAACGUAAAAAGAUCUUGUAGAUAAUAGUAACACUGUAAUGGAAAACAAUUCAUCGAGAUCAUCUUACUAUGAACUCCAAUCAAGUUCCAAUGAAGAGAAGCACUCUGAUAUCGCUUUCGUUGGUUUUCUUUGUCGUCGCGGAUGCAACAACAAUUCAACCGAAGAAAAUGACAACCAGACCGACGCUGGUUGAAGUAGCAACAACGAAAUCACCGACAAAAAAUAGGGUGUCAAUAGUUUCCUGUCGAAGAGCAACGUCGCUUGUGAGGGUACUCCCAUUAAGAGGUGGAGAUGGCAGUAGAGAUGCUACUCUCUUCAAAAAAAGUUGGAAAAUUGUAUCGACACCCUGGAAAUACGCGGUUGAAAAAGUGACUCCUCAAACUAGCAACAUACGAGUCAGUCAUGGCACGAAUGUUGACGAGAACAGAGUCGCAGAGCAAGGAGCGGAAAUCACCUCCGAGUCUCUAUCCACAACCUCAAAAUCAUCCCAUUAUAGCCCCCUUCAAAUGUAUGCUUCAUGCAUGGGCAUCGUCACUCUGUGGAUGAUGACUGGCACUCUAUUUUAUUCUUUUGUGAACGACUGGCCCAUUCCACAAUCAUUUUUCUAUGCCGUUGACGCGGGUAUGUCGAUCGGGUUUUGUACCGAUGUGGUCGAAACAAAACUCGUUAGCAAGUCUUUCACCAUCAUCUUUAUCGUAUUGGGGGCUUCUGUCGUGGGUGGUGCCCUCGCUCUUUUCAUGCAGGACCUCGUCGAAGGCGUCAUCGAUCGAGAACGAAAGAACAACAGCAGCAUCCUCACGAAAGGAUACGAAUUAAUGAUCGAAAAGGAAACUUUUCAGAAAUUCGAUGCUGACAACAGCGGAACCCUCAGCAGAAGCGAAUUUUCGAAGCUACUACGAGCUACUAGUUCGAAUGUUAAAAUUUCCGAGGACGACAUCGACGUUCUUUGGACGAAAUUUGAUGGCAUCGAGGAUGGAGCCAUUCGUUUCGAAGAAUUUGUCGGAACCUCACGAUGUAUCAACGAAUUGAUUGCGUCGUUAAACGACAAGACUACUGCGUUCCACCAGGAUGAACUCGGUGGCGGAAAGCAAUCAACGGCAACAACUCUUCUAGGAUCUAUAUUAUCUCGCACGAGUUCCGUGCCGUCUCGUUUGAAAGCAAUAUGGCAAAGCGAAAACAGAAUUUAUGGUGUCUUUAUAGCUUGGGUACUACUCGGUAUAAUAUUUGGGAUGAUUGAUCAACAUUGGGAUCCAAUCACAAGCACACACUUUGCGAUCAGCGCCCUGGCUACGGGAGGCCUCACUGGCCCAGCCGUAAACAGCGACGGAAUCUUACCCGCCCGGCCGUCGAUAUUCUGUGGAUGUUAUUGUCUUUUUGGAAUUCCUUUGAUGGCCAUCACCUUUGGUCACUUUGCACAAAGAUUGGUUGCGAAUCAUGUCGCUGCGAUGGAAGAAUGGGGAUUGACUAGACCCAUGACGGCGACCGAUUACAAAAUCGCCAGGCAAUACUUGACCCGGGAGAUCACCACAUCUCCCCCUUUGAAAUGGAUACGAAAACAUGGACGACAACAGCAACAAUCCUCUUUGUUCCCCUCGUCUUCUGGUAAACCGUCGAGUGGUUUGCGCUUGAGUGAUUUUGUUGUCCUGCAGCUACUCCGACAGGGAAAAAUUUCCGUAAGAACUCUCGAUAUCUUGAGAAACGAAUUUGACUUGCUCGAUAAAGAUGGCACUGGGUUGCUCACUCUCGAAGAAGCAACCACUUGGUCUACCGAUGGCCGAGAGGAGAAGCCAAUGGUAGGACCAUUGUGACCGCUAAAAAAGAAGAGUAUUGCUUGCUGACGACAACAAAGUUACUCUUCAAUAAACUAUUACUAUCGGUGUUUUCUUUUAGGUCUAAGUCCUGAUAGCCCCAUUUUCUCCUAACUCACGAAUGGGACGAGGACUGAGUUGGAAAUUUGUCUUGAGUUGAAGUCUUGAUAGCCUCAUUUUCUGCUAACUCACGAAUGGUAUAUGGAGUUAAUUGGAAAUUUGUCUGAGUUUCCCUUCACAAGAGUGAUUCGCCUGCUAGUCCUGAUGUUUAUUCUAAUGAAAAUCUGUGUCAUAUAAGAUACUACCAGAAGUAAGCACUAAACAGGUAAGUCGAUAGCAGAUUAAGGGAAGUAUGAGAUGUAUGUCCAAAAAGUUCUGAAGGAUGUUUGUAUUUUUGUUAUGUUUGAACUACUAGUACUGUACGGAGUACUGGAGUUUUGAAAGAGUUGUGAAGUUCGUACGGUAUUUAGCCUCUCUUCGACGAUCACAGAGAUGGGGCAUGAAAAAAUACUUUGCGCGCAGGGCUUUUUACUGUAAUCCGAUUUUUCUUACGAGUACGUACGAAACACGACAACUUCCACUUUGACCAACGAGAACUUCUCAGUUCACAGAAAUCAAUUCAAAAAUCAGCAUCUACCGGUACCCUUUUCGGUUCGAAUUAAGACGUGACAGCUUU